Molecule: messenger RNA, 2548 nt
Organism: Toxotes jaculatrix (banded archerfish)
Lineage: Eukaryota; Metazoa; Chordata; Actinopteri; Toxotidae
Gene: ddx27
Product: DEAD (Asp-Glu-Ala-Asp) box polypeptide 27
Exons: 21
Coding region: 120-2426 (768 amino acids)
Molecular function (GO): RNA helicase activity; nucleic acid binding; ATP binding
Source: RefSeq, a predicted model, not a curated record
ACGUGUGUGUGUGAGGACAAACAGCAGAGCGGCUCCACGGAACCUUCUCAGAACCUUCUCAGAACCCGGUUUGUAGCGCGUGCACAGCCCGGUGCUCCGGUGCCGCAGCGCGGUCCGCAAUGUUGGAACAACUGGGUUUGAUCGGGACGAUCCGGGACGAGGACCAGAGUCCGGAGGAGCCCAGCACCGAGUCCGAGCAGGAGGAGGAGCCCAUCAUCCUGAAGAGGAAGAAGUUCAGGAGUUUCAGGUCAAAAGAUUUUAACACUGACUUUGAGUUUGGAGAGCGAGACGGUCUGAGUCAGGACCAGGACUGGGUUCCAGCUGACGUCAUGAAACAGCUCAAGAACAAGAGAACUGUGACGACUCUGGACCAGAAAAUAGAGAAAAUCAGGAAGAAGAGGAAAGCUGAGGAGAAAUCACCUCAGACUGAUGAGGCUGAAGUUUCUGCAGGAAAGAACCAGGAGGAGGAGGAGGAGGAGGAUGUGAAGCCUGAGGAAGCAGCAGAAGCAGGUGGAGGUGAUGAAGAUGAGGAGGAGGAUGACGACGAAGAUGAGUUUGACUCGAGUGAUGAAGAGAUUCUGACCAAAUCAGACGUCCUGAGAGAGAAACAACGAGGGAGGAGGAGGAAGGCAGCAGAGGAGGAGGCUGCGGAGUCGUUCUAUGAAGACGCGUCUCAGUAUGACGAUCAGCUGACCUUUGAUGACAUGAACCUGUCCAGGCCCAUCCUGAAGGCCAUCACAGCUCUGGGCUUCAAGCAGCCGACGCCCAUCCAGAAGGCCUGCGUCCCCGUGGGCCUGCUGGGCAGAGACCUGUGCGCUUGUGCUGCUACUGGGACAGGGAAGACCGCAGCCUUCAUGCUGCCGGUGCUGGAGCGUUUGGUUUAUAAACCCAGGACGACCCAGGUGACCCGGGUCUUGGUUUUGGUUCCUACCAGGGAGUUGGGGAUCCAGGUCCACUCUGUGGCCCGUCAGCUCGCCCAGUUCACCUCCAUCACCACCUGUCUGGCUGUUGGUGGGUUGGACCUGAAGUCUCAGGAGGCAGCUUUGAGGGCGGGGCCAGACGUCCUGAUCGCUACGCCUGGCCGUCUGAUCGAUCACCUCCACAACACGCCGAGCUUUGAGCUCGCUCACAUUGAAAUCCUGAUCCUGGACGAGGCUGACAGGAUGUUGGACGAGUACUUCGAGGAACAGAUGAAGGAGAUCAUCAGGCUGUGUUCCUACAACCGACAGACCAUGUUGUUCUCCGCCACCAUGACAGACGAGGUGAAGGACCUGGCAGCAGUUUCGCUGAAGCAGCCAAUCAGGAUCUUCGUUAACAGCAACACCGACGUGGCUCCGUUCCUGCGACAAGAGUUUGUCAGAAUCCGACCAAGCAGGGAGGGAGACAGAGAGGCCAUCGUGGCAGCUCUGCUGACUCGGACGUUCCAGGAUCACGUGAUGUUGUUCACUCAGACGAGGAAACAGGCGCACAGACUGCACAUCCUGCUGGGUCUGAUGGGACUGAAGGUCGGAGAACUGCACGGAGAACUGAGCCAGAACCAGCGACUGGAGAACCUCAGACGUUUUAAAGAUGAGCAGAUCGACAUCUUGGUGGCGACGGAUGUAGCAGCCAGAGGUUUGGACAUCGACGGAGUGAAAACGGUUAUAAACUUCACCAUGCCGUCCACGAUCAAACAUUACGUCCACCGCGUCGGCCGGACGGCGAGAGCCGGACGCUCGGGACGUUCGGUGUCUCUGGUCGGAGAGUCUGAGAGGAAGAUCCUGAAGGACGUGGUGAAGUCUGCUAAGAAAGGCGUGAAGGCUCGAGUCCUGCCACCAGAGGUCGUCCUGAAGUUCAGAGAUCUGAUCACGAAACUGGAGAAAGAUGUUGAAGCUGUGAUGAAGCUGGAAAGAGAAGAGAGAGAGCUGGCUGCGUCUGAGGCCAAGCUGAGUGUGGCUCAGAAGCGUCUCGAUAGCUCCGCCUCUUCCUCUCAGUCACAGAGAGUUUGGUUUCAGACUCAGCAGGAGAGGAAACAGAGUCGCAUGUCGAAGGCUCUGCAGGAGUUUGAUCUCGCACUCAGAGGAAAGAAGAAGAGGGAGAAGUUCCUGAGGGACGGCAGGAAGAAGAAGGAGCUGACGUCUGAGGAGCGCGCUCAGUUCGAGAUCUUGAAGGCUCAAAUGUUUGCUGAGCGGGCGGCAAAGAGAGAGAGACGACCAAAGAGAGCGAGAGCGAUGCCUGAGGACGAGCUGCCAACGAAAAGCCAGAAACACGACGCAGCCAAUCAGAAAGCAGGAAAAGGAGGCAGGAAGUCGGUGUUUGACAAAGAGCUGACCAACACCAACAGCAAGGCUCUGAAACACUACAGAGCAGGGCCAUCCUUUGCUGACAGGAAGCGGCUUGGUUUGGACAGGAAGCGUCCUGGCGGCUCCAGGUUCAGGAAGAAGUGACAGCCAAGAUGGCCGCCCAGAGCCGCAGUCUUCUCCUUGGUGACUUUUCCACGUUGUGUCUUUGUGUUCACUGUGUAAAGUUUUUCCAUUUUUGCUCAUUAAAGAACUUUAUUUAAAACCUG